UGACAAGCAAUACGGAGGACAGGGAAGAGAGAACGUGAGCGCGCCCAGCACAAUCGAAUAGCACUCGCUACAAGGACCGACGACGCGACCAUGAACGGACGUGGACCGAUGCCCUGCCGGUUUGGCGUGGACUGCCACAGGAAAGAUUGUUGGUACUCUCAUCCCGCAGGGCGGUCAAUCGAUGCAGGCGGCGGCGGCGGCGGCGGCGGCGGCGGCGGCAGCAACAGUCACGGUGCGAUGCCCAACGGAAGCAAUGGUGCAAGCGGUCCAUCAGGCAGGGCUGUUGGUGGCGGCGGCGGAGGUGGCGGUGCGAGACCUGGGAUGGUGCCUGGCGGGAUGAUGCCUCACGCAUAUCCCAGGCCAGCGGGAGGUGGUGGGAGAGGGGACAGGGGAGGAGGAGGAGGAGGCAACAACGAGUGUCGCUAUGGGUUCCAGUGCAAGCGCGAGGACUGCCACUUCAGCCAUCCGCUUGGCCGGGCGAUUGACGGCGAUGGCGGCGGCGGUGGUGGUGGCGGCGUCGGCGGCAGGAGACCUGCACUCAACCGCGGCACGAGUAACAACAGCGUUGGCUCUGCCACCAGGGGCAUGUCGGAGUUGUCGUUCGGCUCCUAUCCCCCUGCCAACGCCACAGACGAUGAACAGGACCUCAGGGACACGUGGUUCCCCAAGGCUCGCGACUGCACGUGCUGCAAGGGCUUCGUGUACGGCUGCACCGCCGACAUCUGCGACUCCAUGGGACAGUGCACGUGCAGCAUUGAGGAAGCAGACCUGGACGGCAGCAGCGACGUCGCCUCAAAUAUCUCGAGGACGGACUCCCCGCACUUGGGGAUGGCAUGCAACGGCAGCCCGAUGGGACCUGGGGAGGGGUGGACACAGCCACCGCAGCCCCCUACAGAGUCAGUCCUAGCGGCGGCGGCGGCGGCGGCGGCGCCACCUGCGCCCGCAGGGGGGGGCGGGGGGCGACCUAGCGCGGGCAGGGGGGCGGGGGGCGGUCCGGAAUGCCGCUACGGCACGGGUUGCAAGCGGGCGAACUGUUCCUUCGGCCACCCACGAGGUCGCAAGAUGGACUCAGACGGGGUUACGUUCGGCGAUUUCGGCGGUGGUGGUGGCAGCGGCGGCAGCGGUGGGAGGGGGGCGGGGGCGAGAUCAACGGCCCAACAGGACCUCAUGGACACUUGGUACCCGGACUGUCGCGAAUGUUCCUGCUGCAAGGGCUUCAAGCACGGCUGCAAGACUCCGGCUUGUGAGAGCGCCGGUCUGUGCGCUUGUUCCUCCGGCGGCGGCCCGGUGGUCCCCAUCUCCAGUGUCGCGGGACCCCCCUCCGCGGGCGGGGGAGACUCCGCGGCGAAAGAGGCGGCCGCCGCCGACGCGACUCGCACGGGAGCGGGGGGAGAGGCAACGCCUCCUUCACCGCAGGCAACGGCGUAGGAUAACGGAGGGGAUAGAGUAUCACAGGACAGGACGGUGGUUGCUCGCCGGUUUCUCAGUUCGUGGGCCGCGGCGUGUGGAAAAGGGUGAGGAUAACCGCGCUUAAAGCGGUAGUUACCGUUUAGUUGGGGUCCGAUCGAUUAUAGAGUGUUGAGUCGGGCGUGUGGCCGAAGAGGGCGCGAGGACACCGCCCUUUGCGAUCUUUGUCGGGUGCGGCGGAGGUGAGGGAAGCCGGUCGUCGCUGCGGUCGGCACUGUUUCUCGGGUUUUUGUAUGCAUGCGCAGGAAAAUGAAGUGCUGUAGUAGGCCUGAAGUCACCGGGAGCGUUCGCGCGGUGGCGGCUUGCCGAUCUUCCAACUUGCAAACCGUAACCAAAGUUACGGCGCUUUCGCGUGUUUGGCGUGUGUACAGGUGGCGCCUCGUGGUGUUGCGUUCGAUGGGGCGUUUCGCUUGCCGAUAUGUGUUGUCGCCUUUGUGUCCGAACGUGCCCCUCCAUCGGCACUGCUGUUGUCAUGUUUGCUAGACGGCAGGCACCGUGCAAUGUAGGGGUGAAACAAACGCGGCAUUUGGUGCUUGGUUCUGUUGUAUGUCAUGUUUUACCUCCGUUGGUUGUCGUUUGGUGUGCGAGAGGAGGCAGCGGAAGAGUUUAACUCGUCCGAAAUUUGCGCAUAGCAGAUGGACAGCCGGAACAAGACCAGGUGUCAUUGCCGGAGUAGGUGCGUGCAUGUUGUGGAAUACCGUGGAUGAGAAACGUUGGGCAAAAAGUCGUUGCGACCAAAGAAGAUUUAGUGGGUAGGUUUCAGGACUCCGUGCAUCACGAUAGUCCAAAAGCGGCUGCUGUUCGGCGGGCGCCCGUAAUCGGAGGUAGUGCACCCCGCGAGGCCCGGAACGUAAUGCAUACCUCUGCUCAAUCGGAGAAAUGCUUCCCAAGCUCCUCAUUUUGUUAAAGUGUUGCGGCUCGAUGGUCGCCCUACACCAAACGCAUUUUGGUUUACCGCUUGCUCGCAUGUGCCUGCUGGAUAUGUUGAUGAGUCGUGCCCAAAGCGUCACCUUCACCAUAUAUACGUACGAACGAACCCUUUCCGCACCGAUAUUCAAAUUCGUGAACAGGGGAUGUGGGCAGAGACAGCAAGUAGCCUGUUGGUUUUGUUUUUUUCGUUUGUUCCCGUCCGGUGGAAAACAAGUGGAUCGACAAAAGCGCAAAGUUGAGGCACCAUCGACUUUACUUGCCCUGUUUUCAUAUAAAAAGGACUUCCCUCCGAGAAUCUUGUCUUACUCGACCGCUCGGGCAUUCUUAACAGUUACAAACCUCCGUUCGAUCGUCGAGAAUAGUUGCAGCUGUCAUCGAGGUGUGUGCAGUUAGCCUGUGUGUGAUGGCAGGGUCUCCGUUUCAUUCGUCAUUGGAGCAAGAUUACCUACGUCUCUCGCAAAACUGGCAAGUACUCAAGGCGGUGUGGGAAGAUGGGCACAAGCAAGAGAAGCACAAGAAAAAACAUUUUUCUCCCCUCGAGGGUCAAAGUGCUACGUAAGGAGCGGUCAGGGGAGGGAGGCCGGGUUUGUUCACACAUGAAUCAGCGCGUCCCACGUGACAAAAAGCGUGUGGGCUUGCGCGGAGCAUAUCUGGCUCAACGCUACCUGGUAGAUGCUUCAAAGCACAAACAACGUCAGCAUGGCACGCUCCCGAAAACCUCAACGCGUACCAGGCGUGGUAACCUAGCAUAGUCAUUUCGAUCUCUAAUGUGUUGCCGUUGCUGUUGCUGCUGUUGUCACCGACGAACACUAUAUAAGCUGACCUGCGUGCGCCGCCGUGGACCCGCUCCGUCAAUGACAACGGAAAUGGCCCGAACACUCACUCUCCGCCCCCAACACCAGCACCAUUGGUCACGACGAAGGAUUCGCGGAAUCCUGUACCGCCAGCAGUGCGCGAAUUUGAUCGAACAAUACUUCGCGGAAUACCUGCAGAAGUGCGCGAAAUUGAUCGGACAGCAAAGUUGACGAAGAAUUGCGCGAGCAAACAGACCGUCUCGGCAACGUCGUGGGCAACAAAUGCCGAUUCCGAACAGGCCGAAAAGCUGAACAACGAAGUAUUUUCUUGCUCUUCAAGCGGUGCGGCGCCGCUCUUGCAACUGGAAAAAUCACCCCAACCGGAUUCGAUUUUCAAAGGAUCGGAUGGCGCGUGCGAAUCGACACCACUCCUCCAAGCACCGAUACGAUAGGCCUGAUAUCAACCCAUCGCCAAGUUAAUGCACAGGAGGAGUGGCCUCGAUAAAGCUCCAGCUCUGGUCAUUGCUGUCCAACUGUUUGGCGGUCCAGCCGAACGGCACUUCCUAUUCUGAUAUCAGUCCAUCGAAAGCAACGUAGACAACAGAUAGCGCCCGCACUUCAGAACUUAGCAGUUAAGAAAUUGAGACUCGCAAAAAAUCAGACGCUAAGAACUCGAGCACCAGUUGUGAGCUCGGUUAAUAGCUAGUAAGGCACAAGGGCGAGGAGAAGGCCAGCCGACAACGAGCCAUCAAACGAGGAGACAGCGGGCCCAAAAAUAGUCUAGUACGGCACCAAUCAACGGGGCGGGAGGGGGGCGGGAGGAAACGGCGCGGGAAGAAAGCAAGCGAGAAGAGACCGACCGCGUGACGUGACAUGUUGCGGUUGAAUUUCAGCGACUAGUUUUUCUGUUGCCCUCUCCCCCGUUUGCUGUCGCGUUCAGACUGUCUCUACGGAUAUCCCUGUCUCUGUGCGAGUUUGUUUAUGUCCUCGUCUGUCUUUGGUUUAUUUCGUUUUUGUUUUGUUUUUUUACUGGCACGUACUGUUGAUCCUUGGGGUCCUUCCGGAAGGCUACCCCCCAGGCUGGUGGUGCGCACGUUCC
Messenger RNA from Ectocarpus sp. CCAP 1310/34, 4290 nucleotides. NCBI's taxonomy places the organism in Eukaryota, Phaeophyceae, Ectocarpales, Ectocarpaceae. The record is from the annotation of a GenBank genome assembly.